GGUCACUUUAUAAACACUUGUCCAUCAAACCUCUAACUCGAGAGCUUGAGGCCAUUAUUGCUUGCACAUUUCACCCAUCUCCUACAUUCUUAGCCAGCGAUCUUUCAAAACCCCUCCACUACGCUGGCUCAUUUCAUCUCUACAGCAACCCAAUUUGUAGAGAAGGGUUUGCUUUUCCGAAUACCCAUUUUGCUACCUACUUUCAUGUUUACAGCUUUUUGUUCCUACAAUUUUCUGCCUCUCCAUAUCCCUUUCGUUCGUACACUUCCUUUCCGGUGAUCAUAUGGAUUGUUUUAAGAUGAUAUAAUCCUUGCUUGCUCUCUCCACUCCAGAUUUUGCCAUCCGCUACUGUUCUUCAAGCUGAAACUGUGAUAUCUUUUGUGCAUUUUUUGUUUUCGCAAUGGAAAAGAAAGUACUUGAUUGCGAGCAAAACACUCUGAUCGGGGAACUCAAUCAAGGGAUGGAGCUAGCAAAGCAGCUCAUGAAUCAUAUCCACCCUUCUUCAUCGCAUGAAACGCGUGAAGUCUUAAUUGGGAAGAUACUUUCUUCCUAUGAGAAAGCACUUUCAGCUCUAAAUUGGGGAGCUUUUGUGGGACAGACCAAACCCAUCAUUAGCAAAACGGAAUCUCCGAGUCAUUUUGGCAAUAUUAGCCCAAGAAGCGAGGGCUCUGACCCAGAAUAUAAGCACAGAGAUGUCUACAAGAAAAGAAAGACAAUGCCCAAGUGGACAGAACAAGUGAAGGUUGUCUCUGGGACAGGGCUAGAAGGGCCUGUUGAUGAUGGUUAUAGCUGGAGAAAAUAUGGGCAGAAAGAGAUACUUGGAGCUAGCUUUCCAAGGGGUUACUACAGAUGCACUCAUCGAAAUGCACAAGGCUGUUUAGCCACGAAGCAAGUCCAAAGAUCGGAUGUAGACCCAACCAUCAUCGAGGUAAACUAUCGAGGACGGCAUACUUGUAGCCAAUCAUCUCGUUUCAACAUGGCACCCUCUUCAAGAACAUGUGAAAGUUUAGAGGAGAACAGGAAUACUUGUCACCCAAAACAACAACCACAUGAGGAAGAAAAGCCGCCACAGGAAAUAGCAUCCGAGUUUGGAGCAGGGCAUUUGGUCAAAGCUGAGGAGUUGGAAAAUGGGGAAGAUGAAAAAUUUCCAAUCUUUUCCUUCCCUUCUACACCAAUUGAAUCCGAAAAUGCAGAUGACAAUAUCUUCUUUGAGUCAUCAAUGUUGAAUAGCCACUUCAUUGGUAGUCUUUCUCCAACAUUUAUAUCACCAGCAACAUCCGAAUCCAACAUGUUUUGUAUGUCACCUUGCCAUAUAAACAGCCAUGGAUUAGGCCACAAUUUGCAGACUUCGGAAUCUGAUCACACUGACAUAAUUUCUGCUCCAACCUCGGUCGUCAAUUCACCUAUUGGAAAUUUUGAUUUCUCACUUGAUCUAGACCCAUAUUUCCAAUUUGACAACCCCGAAUUCUUCUCCUAAUUUUCACUCUUAAGGCCACAUGAGAAACAAAGAAAAAGAAACAUGUUGGCCUAUUUGGCAGAUUGGGCAUUGCUCUUGUAUCCUUGCCAGCAUUGAAAGAGAGAUGAGGAUGAAUGUUCAUACCAGUGAUGUCCAUAGUUAGUAACAUAUGAAAGCCUCUUAUGUUGGUGUCCAUGAGAAUUUAAGUUGUAAAAGUUUCGAAGAAAUGAGUAGCUGUAGUUCAAGGUGUUAAUUUUUCCUCCAUGUUCCUUUUCUUUUCUGCUUUUAUUGUAAUUGAUUUUUGGUUUCUGAUUAGAGCAAUUGACUCGUCUUUUGCUUUUCGAUUGAAA
Juglans microcarpa x Juglans regia is the source of this 1806-nucleotide messenger RNA. RefSeq names its product probable WRKY transcription factor 53. Gene Ontology annotation, molecular function: transcription cis-regulatory region binding; DNA-binding transcription factor activity. Lineage: Eukaryota; Viridiplantae; Streptophyta; Magnoliopsida; Fagales; Juglandaceae. The transcript is spliced from 3 exons. Gene Ontology annotation, cellular component: nucleus. Gene Ontology annotation, biological process: regulation of DNA-templated transcription. The record is from RefSeq and is a predicted model, not a curated record. Bases 401 to 1477 code for a protein of 358 amino acids.